AUGUUGACAGAGGAAGAUCAAAUGAGUAUGAAGUAUAGCUUUAUUGUCGGCGCCGCAAACUGGAGUCUACUAGCGGGAUACCUUGUCAUUCCCGGAACUUUCACAUCGUUGCAGAAAUCGGUUCGAGUCGAAGAGGCUUUGAAAGAAAAUGAAACUGGCCGUUCCGUGCUACGAACUCUGCAGAAUCCACCUUUACUUGCUAUCGCUUGUUUCUUUCUCGCCGCUGGUUUUACUGCUUUAGCAUGGCUACUUCGUUUCCAAAAGCUUCGGCGAAAUUAUACCUGGUUAAUUCACAAGCUAUUUACACCGAUUUCUUUGAAUGCAGCUGCUGGCUUGCUGACUACACUUAUAAAUGUCUACACGUCUCGUGGUGGCGGUUGGUCCGUCAUGGCUAUCGUGACCACCGUUGUGACCGGUUUCAUUUUUGUGACUUCAUCCUCCCUGCUCAUCAUAUAUAAAUUUUGCAUAUUGCCAGAAAUUAUCCGCAAGGACAAUAUGCAGGAGGCUCAAAUUCCUGUGAACCCUAAGAAUAAUCCGUGA
This is a messenger RNA of Penicillium canariense, 540 nucleotides long. RefSeq lists its product as uncharacterized. The record is from RefSeq and is a predicted model, not a curated record. The transcript has 2 exons. Bases 1 to 540 code for a protein of 179 amino acids. Lineage: Eukaryota; Fungi; Ascomycota; Eurotiomycetes; Eurotiales; Aspergillaceae.